AUGGUAACAGGGAAUACCAGAGCCACAGACACACAGCGGCCCAGGAGUCAACGGGGACAACAGCAGCCCCACAGAGAGAAGCCCCGGGCAAUCCCCAGCAACCAGUAUGUAGAGCCCCCCAGGAGGCUGCAGCGACGAGUCCACAGGCCCCGCCAGGCGCCAAAUAGGCUAGGACUGCCACUGCCGGCAACGACCCCAGGCUGGGGGCCGGAGCAGCAGCUGAGGAAGACCGGUCCAGCACACCAAGGACCAGGCACCACAACAACCUCACAUCACAGGCCCGGCGAAGCCCUGGCACGUCACCUGAGUAGGAGAUGUGGUCAGACCUUAAAGUCUUCAAACCAGCGCACCGGAGCCGUGCGUAAAGGAGGAAUGGCUCCCCAGAAUGUCCUGUGUCCGCUCGUCCUCGCGCUGCUGUGCGCGCAGUCUCUCGGGCAGGUGUUCCACCUGUCGCUCUCCGUCAAAGAGGGGUUGCCCGCUAAAACCAUCGUAGGAGAUCUGGGCGCGGUUUUAACCAGACCCAGCACCGGGUUCUUCAUCUCAGAGAGCAGAGACUCGUAUGUGCUCAGGGACCUGGAGAUAGACGCAGACAGGGGCAUCAUCUCCACGGCUGUGGUCCUGGACAGGGAGCGCAGGGACAGGUAUGAGUUUGUGGCAGCCACCCUCACCGGGGAGAUGAUCAGAGUGAGGCUGGAGGUGGAAGAUGUGAACGACCACUCACCUGUGUUUCCCACUGAGGAGGUGCUGUUGGAGAUAUCAGAGUUAAGCCCGCUGGGGAGCCGGUUUCAACUUGUAGGUGCCAAGGACCAGGAUGAAGGAGAGUUUGGUACUCAGGGGUACAGGGUCAUGGAGAUGCAAAUGGCUGAGCUGUUCCAGCUGGAUUACCACAGUGGAUCCGAGGACCUGGAUCUCAUUCUGAAAAAUAAAGUAGACAGAGAAACGCAGGACGUCUACGUUCUGACAAUAGAGGCCUUCGAUGGGGGAGUCCCAGCCAGGACAGGCACCCUGCAGGUGAACGUCCGCAUCCUGGAUGAGAACGACAACCCUCCUGUGUUCAGCCAGACUGAGUACCACACCUCAGUGGGCGAGGAUGCUCCCACGGGGUCUGUCAUCUGUCAGGUGCACGCCUCUGACCCUGACCUGGGGGACAACAGCAGAAUCACCUACGAGAUCAACAGGCGGCAGAGCGACCCCAACCAUGUGUUCUCCAUCAACAGAACCACUGGCGUGGUUCAUCUGAACAAGCAGCUCGAUUUCGAGGCUCAGUCGUUUCACGAGCUGAUCAUCAGCGCCAGAGACAAUGGAUCCCAGCCUGAGUUCAGCAGCACCUUCGUGGGUGUCAGGGUGCUGAACGUUAACGACAACAGUCCCACCAUCAACGUGCUGUUCCUCAGUGAGACAGGAGACGCUGUGGUGUCUGAGGCGGCAGCAGUCGGGGAUUACGUUGCUCGGAUCUCUGUGUCAGACCCGGACUUUGAGGGUGAGAAGGUCAUUGUCACUCUGGAGGGAGGGGAUGGGAAGUUUACCCUGAAGCAAACGGACGACUUCCUGUAUGCCUUGUGCGUAAACUCUGAGCUCGACAGGGAAGAGAAGGACCUCUAUGAGUUGAAGGUCCAAGCAUCUGAUUUAGGAAGUCCUCCACUGAGAAGUGAGGAGAGUUUCUUUCUGAGAGUGUCUGACAACAAUGACUGCCACCCAGUUUUUGGAAAGAAUACUUACAUUAUAAGCAUCGCUGAGGAUGCUCCUGUGGGGAGUUCCCUCAUCCAGAUUCAGGCCCGGGAUGCAGAUGAAGGCAUCAACUCAGAUGUCAGGUACUCCAUCAUGAAAUCACAGCAGGACAACCUGAUCAGCCUCGACGCCGAGUCGGGCCUGAUCACCACCGCAGUAGCACUGGACAGAGAGAGGCAGGCGGAGGUGUCCUUCUUGGUCCUGGCAGCAGAUAGAGGGGAUCCAGCUCUGUCUUCCACAGCUACCGUCACAGUGCUGGUGGAGGACGUGAACGACAACGAGCCGGUGUUCCAGCAGCAGCUGUACAACGUGUCCAUACCCGAGCACAGCGAUGUUGGAAGCUGCUUUUUACAAGUUGUUGCCACGGACGCAGACGGCCCAGACUUCAGCGCUCUGCUCUACUCUCUGUCUGACGGCUUUGACAAUCAGGAAAAGCACCCCCUCUUCCAAAUCCAACCACGUACCGGAGAGCUGUGUGUCUCCCAGGACAUCGAUCGAGAAUCAGGACAAACUGUCCACGACAUUGUGGUCAAAGCUGAAGAUCCAGGGGGUCUGAGCGCUCAGGCGUACGUUCAUAUUGAGAUCGAAGACUUGAACGACAACCCACCGGUGUUCAGCCCAGAGGAGUACACAGUGAGCAUCAGCAGCCACGCUCCUCCUGGAACAGAACUCGGUACUGUUAUCGCUACGGACCGAGACGUUGGCAGAUUUGGACAAAUCGCCUACAACAUGCAACCUGGAGACGUGUCCAGUUAUUUUGCUCUGGAUAAACAAACUGGAACUCUCUUCCUGAACUCCUCUCUGACCCACCUGGGUGCAGCCAGCAUGAAGCUCUUCAUCACCGCACAGGAUGAGGAGGGCUUGACCUCACCCAGACCUGCAGAGGUCACCGUUAACGUUUUACAGAGCUCUCAGGCUCCAGCUGUGUUCCAGAGGUUACGCUACACCUUCACAGUACCUGAAGACGCACCUGUUGGGACGUCUGUGGGGACAGUGCAGGCUACAAACCCAACCGUGGAGGCUCGUGACAGCGGCGCUCGGCCAUUUUCAGGGACAACCACUGUCUUGUGUUCCGUGCUGGACCACAAUGACAACCCACCAGAGUUUAUGCAGUCUUCGUUACAGAUCAGCCUGCCAGAAAACCUCCCUCCUGGAGUUAUACACACAGCUCAGGCCUCUGACCCAGACUACGGAGAAAAUGGCACCAUACACUACUCCAUAUUAGGUGAGGAUUACAGAGGUCGAUUCACCAUCGACAGUCUCAGCGGGGCUGUCAGUACUACACAGGUUCUUGACCGUGAGGAAGCACAGAAUUAUACUCUCACUAUUCAGGCCCAAGAUUGUGGUCCAGCCCCACUCAGCUCCACCACCCAACUUUAUCUGGUGCUGCUGGACCAGAACGAUAACGUCCCCACAUUCAGCAGUGAGAGCUACCACGCCUCCAUCAGCGAGGGUUUACCUGCUGGAGUUGAGGUCCUACGUGUUAAUGCCUUUGAUCCUGAUGACGGGCCUAACGGGGAUGUGACCUACUCACUGACUGAAGACAGCAGCCACGGGGCUUUUUCAGUGGAUAUCUACACUGGAUUGAUCCGCACCACCAGACCUCUGGAUAGAGAAAGUGUUUUUCAGUACACCCUCAGAGCUGUGGCCACAGAUAGCUGCGCUCUGGGACCACUGAGCUCCGUGGCAUCGGUUACUAUACAAGUGGAGGAUGUGAAUGACAACUUGCCAGUCUGUGACCAGAAUCCCUUCAACACUUGGGUUUCCACAAAGACUCCACCAAACCAGAUAGUUGCCACUGUGGUGGCAACAGAUGACGACCGGGGCGAGAACAGGACGAUGCAGUUUAUGUUAUCCGAUGAGGAAAAUCUGUUUGACAUAAACACAGAGUCAGGAGAAAUCUCACUGAGAAGACGAGUGAGAGCAAGUUUUACUGGGAAAAAGCUGCAGGUGGUGGUUUCAGACCGAGGCCUUCCUUCUUUGACCUCCACCUGCUUGGUUUUCAUCCAUCUGAAAGGAGAACAUGAUGGACUUCAGUUCACAAACAAAAUGUACAAUGCUACGGUCGAGGAAAACAGCAGAACAGGCACUUUGAUUGUGAAAGUGGAGGCCAGUGAUGAAACAAAGAGUAGACAAAGAAUCACAUACUCCAUAUUUAGUGGCAACGAGAAUCACGUUUUCUCCAUGAACCGUCACACAGGUGAGAUCCGAGUGCAGAAAGAUAACGCUCUAGAUUAUGAAGCUAGCCCUCAGAUCCAGCUGGUUGUACUGGCCGACAGCGGGAUGCAGACAGCUCACUGCAGGGUUAUCGUCACCCUGCUGGACAUUAACGACAACGCCCCACAGUUUGAACACAGCAGCUACAGAACAUCUGUUUGGGAGGGGCAAGUGCGCAACACCUACGUCAUGCAGGUGUUUGCAUCUGACGCUGACAGCGGUGUGAACGGACAUAUUGAAUACUCCAUCCUGUCUGGUAACACUAACGAACCGUUCGUUUUGGACUCUGUGAGAGGCAUCCUUGCCACCAACGUUUUACUGGAUCGUGAGAUCACUCCUUCGUACAAGCUGGUUCUGAAGGCUGUGGACAAGGGCAAACCAUCUCUCAGCAGCACUGCUGUCGUUAGGGUCCAAGUGGUGGACAUCAAUGACAAUAGCCCGGUUAUUCCCCCAAUGGAGCCUGUGUUCAUAGCUGAAAAUCUACCAGCGGGGUAUCUUGUCACUCAGGUGACUGCGAAUGAUGUGGACCUGGGCUCAACCAUCACCUACAGCUUUUCAGAUAACAGCAGCACCAGCGAUGCCUUUGCUAUUGACCGCUACACCGGAGCAAUUACCCUGACUCGGGCUUUGGACUUUGAGUUAAAAACGGAGUACAAUCUAACAGUGUGGGGGUCCGACUCGCUCCAUCAGACCACCGGAGAGGUUAAAGUUCAUGUAGUUGAUGUCAACGACAACGCUCCUGUCUUCACACAGGCCUCCUAUCAGGUGGAGUUGUCAGAGCUGGUCGCAGAAGACGUGGUAGUUGUGUCUCUCGCUGCUACAGACAAGGACUCGGGACUCAAUGGCAACAUCAGCUACAGACUACUCUCUUCUCUUCUUCAAGGCUUCUACAUCCAACAAGACACUGGUGCUGUUUUCACCAACAAGCCCAUGAAGAAAAUUGCAAACGGCAACCCGAUCCAUCUACUGGUCGAGGCAAGAGAUGGAGGCGAUCCUGUGCUCUCCACUGUCACAUCCGUCAACAUCCACAUUCUGGACUACAAUGACCAUGAACCUUUGUUUCAUCAAGAUGUCUACACUCUUUCUGUCCCUGAGGACACACCCACUGACACCACCCUACUUACUCUUUCUGCAGAGGACAGAGACUGGAGCCCCGAAAAUACCCAUCUGGACUAUGAGAUCGUCAGUGGAAAUGAGGGAAAACGAUUCUGUUUGGAAGUGAAAAUGAUACUAAUUGAAAAUCGAAUGGCAAAUGUAGGAAGGCUUGUGCUGUGUCAACCUUUAGACCGUGAGACAACUGAGAGCUAUGAACUAACAGUUACUGUUUCUGAUAGAGGAACGCCUCCACUGAACAGCUCGGCUGUCAUCAAAGUGACCGUUACAGACUGCAAUGACAACUGCCCUAUUUUCUCCAGCACAGAGUACCACACACAAGUGAGUGAAAACAGCCAGAUAGGUACCACUCUGGUCCAGGUCAGUGCUCAGGAUCCUGAUCUUGGAAUCAAUGGCCUUGUGCGAUAUGACAUUGUUUCUGGGAAUGGAAAAAGUCACUUCAAACUUGACUCUCAGUCAGGUGUUUUGGUAAUCAACCAUUCACUUGACUAUGAGCAGGACUUAAAGUACACUCUGACCAUCAGAGCUUCAGAUGGAGGUGAUGCAUCUGAAAACCAUAAAAUGGCUUUUACAGUUGUCUUCAUCGAAGUCCUGGAUGAGAAUGACAACACUCCAUACUUCAUGUUCCCUACAGUGAACUGUUCAGUGCUUGAAAACCUCCCAGCUUUUACUCAUACAUGUUCUGUUCAUGCUGUUGACAAGGAUUUAGGUCCAUAUGGCCAGCUUACCUAUUCUAUUCUGUCCUCUUGCUUCAUGGACUACGGAAGUGGCAACCCAGAGAGGAAGGAGGCUUUUGCCAUUGACCCCCUUACAGGAGAUAUCCACACCAGACAAACCUUUGAUUAUGAACGUGACAGCGAGUACUGCUUUGUAGUGGAGGCCAGAGACAAAGGUGACAAAACAGCGACAGUGAGAGUUCAAAUGAGCAUUAAGGGAGUGGAUGAGUUCAGUCCCAUCUUCACUCAGAAGCAGUACAACUUCCUCCUUGCAGAAAAUGUAGAGUCUGGUGAUACUAUUGGUUAUGUGAUGGCAAUGGACCAUGAUAGAGGAGUGGAUGGACUGGUAGAGUACUCACUCCUAAAUUCAGUGCCUUUUUUCUCAAUUAAUAAAACAAUUGGUGCCAUCUUUGUGUCAGGUCCUGUAUAUCACAGGAGAGGAAGCCAUACCAGCCAGGGGGGCAUGAUGGAACUGAUUGUGUCUGCAGGAAGUCCCAAAUUGGGUUCCAGGACUACAACUUGCCUUGUUUUUGUAAAUAUUUCCAGGUCAUCUGACGCACUUAUCGGGGUUCAACUUGAGUCACACGUGCUUAGUUUGAGUGUCGCACUGCUCUUGUUCCUUUUUGUCCUCGUCAUUUUUGUGGGUUUGGUUUUCAAAUUUAAAAGUAAAGAAUCUACCCUUGGCAAGAAUGCUGCUAUUGUUCCACACGUGAACCAUAGUAGUGGCUCAUUUGAUGAAUCCAAUGGACAAAUGCAAAGCACUAUAUCUUUGCGAGAUUUAACACAGGGCAGCUUCUUGACUACAAAGAGGGACAACUUAAACCAGUACAGUCACUCGGACUCUAGCGGUCGUGGGUCAGCAGAAGGAGAGACAGCUGAAGAUCAGGAAAUCAAAUGGAUUAAUGAGUACCCCUGCUGUAAAGAAGACAAGUUUGACAAACAAACCACAGAAAAUCCAAACUUUACCUUACCAGGAGAUAUUUCCUGCCACUCUGUCAAUUUAGAAUCAGAACCCAUUAUAUCAUUUAAUAAAAGUUUAGCCACAGGAAUGUCCAGCAUAGAAAGUCUCCACCAUUUCAAAGAGGAGGGAGGUGGGGAAGGAUUACUUCCUGCAAUACUUAGAGUGAAAGAUUUAGAGGAGAGCAUGGGGACAAAAGGGUAUGCACCACUUUCUGAAGCCCAAGCUCGUGCAGACUCUCUGUCUUCAUUGUUUUAUCUUGAGGAGCAGCUGCAAGGCAGCUACCACUGGGACUACCUUUUAGGCUGGGAACCACGCUUCCAAGCUCUGGCUUCUGUAUUCACCGACAUAAGUAUGCUCCCUGACGAGGAGCUUCAAGGUGGCCAAGAGGACUUAGCAGCAGAGUCAAGCUGUCUGAUGUACCCACCGCCUCUAAUAACUGGAGUGGCUCAGCCUGGCAUUAGGACUGUUCCUUCAAGAAGACCAGGACGAAUGCCAAACCUGAGCAGGAAGUCCUCCUAUCCAAAAUAUGCUUAUUCACCCUUAGCCAGAAACACAGGACUUACCCCAUCGGCUAUGACGCCUACUUUCUCCCCAUCACUGUCUUCUCUCACUGUCCGGACCCCCAACGCCUCACCGGUUGUCUCAGACACUGGGGUGGGAGGGAUCAGACUUGAUUCAGGGCCCCUCACUGCAAGUCUUUUGGAGGCUGAAAUUCAAGUUUAA
Messenger RNA from Nematolebias whitei (Rio pearlfish), 7458 nucleotides. RefSeq names its product dachsous cadherin-related 2 (gene dchs2). Bases 1 to 7458 code for a protein of 2485 amino acids. Gene Ontology annotation, molecular function: calcium ion binding. The transcript is spliced from 15 exons. Lineage: Eukaryota; Metazoa; Chordata; Actinopteri; Cyprinodontiformes; Rivulidae. The record is from RefSeq and is a predicted model, not a curated record. Gene Ontology annotation, biological process: homophilic cell-cell adhesion. Gene Ontology annotation, cellular component: plasma membrane; cell-cell junction.